AUGUCUACAGCACAAGAAGACGUGCCCACUAGCUAUCCAGGCAAAAUCCACAUCGCCGUGAUCGGCGGCACGGGGCUCGAACACCUCCCUCACUUCCACAAGGCGGCGGUCCUGAACGUCGACACGCCCUGGGGCGCGCCGUCGUCCCCCAUCACGGUCCUCGAGCACCCGUCGCCCACGACAGGUAAACCGAUCCCCGUGGCGUUCCUCGCUCGCCACGGCGUUCACCACGAGCUCAAUCCGUCCGAGAUCCCCGUGCGCGCCAACAUCGCCGCACUGCGCAAACUCGGCGUCAGGUGCAUCAUCGCCUUCAGCGCGGCAGGCAGUCUCGCCGAGGAAGUCAAGCCGCGCGACUUCGUGGUGCCGGACCAAGUCAUCGACCGUACCAAGGGGAUCAGACCGCACACCUUUUUCGAGGAUGGGUUCGUGGUCCACGUGCCGUUUGCGGAUCCGUUCGACAACCGCGUCGGCGACGUCGUGAGGAAGUGCGGACAUAGUCUCGAGGGCGAAGGGGUGGUGUUGCAUGAUAAGGGUGUAGUUAUUGUCAUGGAGGGACCUCAGUUCAGCACCCGCGCCGAAUCCAACAUGUACCGAAGCUGGGGCGGUACCGUAAUCAACAUGUCUACAUUGCCCGAGGCAAAACUCGCCGCUGAAGCAGAGAUUGCAUAUCAGGUUAUCCUGAUGAGUACAGACUACGAUUGCUGGCAUGACUCUGGCGACGUGUCGGUGGAGAUGGUCAUGGGCCACAUGCGCGCCAACGCCCUGAACGCGCGACACUUCAUUGCCGCGGUGCUCGAUGAGCUUUCGAAGGAAGAACACGAAGAUCUGGUGAAGGCGACUCAUCUCCAGGGCGCACGGGAGUUCGGUAUCAGCACGGCACCCGCCGGUCGGAGUAAACAAGCCACCGAGAAGAUGAAGUGGUUGUUUGAGGGAUAUUUUGAGUGA
Messenger RNA from Exophiala spinifera, 945 nucleotides. Its product is annotated as methylthioadenosine phosphorylase. Gene Ontology annotation, molecular function: S-methyl-5-thioadenosine phosphorylase activity. Lineage: Eukaryota; Fungi; Ascomycota; Eurotiomycetes; Chaetothyriales; Herpotrichiellaceae. The transcript has 4 exons. The coding region runs from base 1 to 945 and encodes 314 amino acids. Gene Ontology annotation, cellular component: cytosol. Gene Ontology annotation, biological process: nucleoside metabolic process. The record is from RefSeq and is a predicted model, not a curated record.